This is a messenger RNA of Fusarium keratoplasticum, 711 nucleotides long. RefSeq lists its product as uncharacterized. The coding region runs from base 1 to 711 and encodes 236 amino acids. Gene Ontology annotation, cellular component: peroxisomal membrane. The transcript is spliced from 2 exons. Gene Ontology annotation, biological process: regulation of peroxisome size; peroxisome fission. The record is from RefSeq and is a predicted model, not a curated record. NCBI's taxonomy places the organism in Eukaryota, Fungi, Ascomycota, Sordariomycetes, Hypocreales, Nectriaceae.
AUGGUCGCCGACGCCCUCAUCUACCACCCGACGGUCGCGCACUACCUGCGCUACAUGGCCACAACCCUCGGUCGCGACAAGCUCAUGCGCGUCCUGCAGUACUUUGCCCGCUUCUACGCCUGGUACCUCCUCCGCACCAACGGCACCCCGGACAAGAUCGCCCCCUGGAACACCCUCAAGAAGCAGUUCGGCCUCAUGCGCAAGGUCUUCCGCGCUGGCAAGUUUGUUGAGCACUUCAAGGCCGCUGCCACCGCAAGCGACGCCAAGUCCAUGGACCCCGUCCUGCGCUACACCUCGGUCGGUCGCCAGCUGGGCUAUGCCGGUUACCUGACUUGCGAUGCCGCCACUAUUCCUGACGCUGUCGGCUUCCGCAAGUGGGAUCACGCCAAGCGCUUCCAGAAGGAGGCCUACCGAUUCUGGGCAAUCGGUAUCAUGUUCAGCAUCGUUGGUCAGCUGUAUACUCUGCGCCAGCUGAGCGUGCGAGCAUCCAAGGUGGAUCUGAAGGAGGGCGAGGGUGUUGUCGAGAGCAAGACCAUCUCCAUUGAGCGCGCCGCCGCCAAGAAGCAGCUCUUCUGCGACCUUUGCGAUAUCUGCGUUCCCGUCUCCGGUCUCGGCUGGGUCGGCUUCCUGGACGACGGCAUCGUCGGUCUGACCGGUACCCUUAGCAGUCUUAUCGGUGUUUACGGCCAGUGGAAGAAGACGGCGGCUUAA